This is a messenger RNA of Blastomyces dermatitidis ER-3, 2518 nucleotides long. RefSeq lists its product as uncharacterized. Bases 361 to 2304 code for a protein of 647 amino acids. The transcript has 2 exons. Lineage: Eukaryota; Fungi; Ascomycota; Eurotiomycetes; Onygenales; Ajellomycetaceae. The record is from RefSeq and is a predicted model, not a curated record.
GGGGGAUAUAACUAUCAUACAUGGCGCUUGUCGGAUAGAAUUUACCGCAUUUUAUUCGCUUUGUGCUAGAUAAAAAGAGCUGUACGGAGUAUGUAGUAGCGGACGGUAGAUGCUCAUUUAAUACUAUUUUAUUCCUUUUCUUUUGUCUCAAAUGCCCCUCUCCCAAUUCAUAACAAUGGAUGGAGACAACACCUUACGUCAUACACGCGUCGUCGCGUCUCUGCAAGUCGUGAAAUCACAUGACGUAGGCAUCAAUGUCUCCUUUUCGAGUAUUCAUCCGGUAGAGCUUUUUUUCCUUUUUCCUUUUUCCGUGUUUCUUUUUAUUUUUCUUUGCGAGUAAAAGAAAAGAAAGUUAAAAAGAUGCCACCGAAGAAAAAUAGUCUGAAAAACCCGACCCGACCCGACGAACCCGACAAGCACGUUCUCAAGACAACCCACCAGAGGACUAAACAACAGGCAAGACGAGCACGUCCAGCAACUAAAUCAAGAAUUAAUCGCGAACGGCAACAUAGGCUGGCCUUGGGAGGGAACACGCGCAGCCAGAACACCCUGACCCAAAUUGAUUUUGUGAAACGGGCGCAGGCAUUGCUGGCACUUGAUGAUGAACAUGAGGAUGACGGGUUGGAGCUAGAGUAUAUUGAUAGGGAUAAUUGGGAUGGAGAGUAUGGCGAAUCUGGCCAAUCGUCAAAACGGAGAAAGGGAAGCGGGAAGAGGGAUAGCACUGGAAAGAAGAGUGGUAUUGCUGGGAGGAAGGAGGUGGAUGAGACUGAUGGAGAGGAUGAUGACAGGACUCUGACCCAGAUGGGUUAUGUUAUGAGGUCUAGUGGUUGGGACUGUGAUGGAGGAACACGCCACUUGCAUGCUGGGUUGGGCAAGAGGAAGGGCGUGCCCCUGAUGGAGACUAUUGGAGAGGAGCUAGAAGCUGAGAUGGGUGAUGAAACUCUUCAAAAGAUCAGCACAAACUGUGACAGCCAUAUUGGCAGACGAAGCAAGAAAAGAAAGGCUUCGGAGGCGAAUAUUGAAGGCUAUCCUUCGCAAAUUGUGCAUCCUCCUCCCCUCAACUCUGGAGCCGAUAUAUCAGCAGCAGGACCUGUGACGCCACGGAGACCAAUCAGACUGGUAGUUCCUUCAUCACAAUCACCAGACAGUCCAGAUCUGAUAAUCUCCCCACGGACAUUCAAGGAGCCUCCGCCUAAAUUUCCACUUGCGCCGUUACCUCAUAAUGUGACGCCAAAGAAAGCUACAUCUCCCCUGAAAAAUGAAUAUAAAACUUCCAGCCGUGUCUCGCGAACGACGCCUUACGAAAUCCCCGAGUCCUCUUUUUACUCUGCUGGCACUUGUUCUUCUUCUCGCAGUUGCCCAGAGGAGUCAGUAAUCGGGCAUGAAACUACACCUACUACAUCUCCUCCACUGGUGUUUGAAGAGGACUCGAAUACGAAGCUCCCAACCUCAUCGCAUGAUUUACAAAAUAAAAUAAGGACAGAAGGCCAGGAGAUAGGACCCGGGGAUCCUGACACGACUGUCCGUGAUGCAGAAAAGUCAAAGAACAGGGUGAUAUAUGAAACGGACGCAGAAACAGAGGACGAGGAGGUCUACGACUCUAUAUUUCACAUUUCAGGCAACGACCACGAUUCCUGGCGGACGCAAAGUCAACUAUUUCAUAACUGCAGAUCGGGCAACGAUGAUGGUGAUGGUGAUGAUAACACUCUACGUGAACUCCCGACUCAAUACCGUAACUUAGGCCCGGAAACAUGUCACACCCUUCCUGAGAAUACUCUUGGAUCCGAGCCGUCGAUACUCUAUUACCGCAAACCCAUGAGCUUAGCGUUUGAUCCGGGCUCUGAGCUCGACAAUAUCGAUACACAGAGGCUGGCUGAGCUAUUUCCAGCCGUCGAGGCAGAAAACGAGGAAUGCGCAAUCUCUCCACUUUCUACCAUUCCCGAGGAAGAACAUGAAUCUCAACAGGGAAAGGGAGAAGAUGAUACCACAUCAAAACCCGCCGAGAAUAGCCAGACGAACCUUGUCAUGAAUUCACAACCGGCUCAGCAUCUGAACACUGCAAUAGAGGGAAAUAUUCCUCCCCCGUCGUCACCACCCGUGGUGCUAGUUGCGUCCUCACAGCAAAGUGACGUUGGCGAUGCAGAGCCGGACCAGAUUGCUUGCGGAGAUUCGCAGAUUGGAUGCCAGGGCCUUGUGACCGCAAGCCAAUUGUUGACAGAUAGCAUGAUGGAGAGCGUUCCUGGUCCGCCUAUUUGGAUGUCCAGCCAACAUCUCUCACAGGAGGAGCAAGAAGAUACGGGUUGAGACGUAGCGGUUAAAAUUUUUAGCAUGGCUUAGGCUUUAUCUUUUCGCGCAGUGGGUGUUGAGAUAUCUGUAAACUAUUUUUUAAUUGGGAUAAGUUGGCUGGGAAUUUUGGGGCUCAGUUAUUUAGUCAUUCUGGUUUGAAUUAUUAGAUACACACGUUUCAAAUAAUUUAUUACAGCUGCCAUGUCAUGUCUAUCCCGCCCCUUUUUUCCUG